Messenger RNA from Aspergillus japonicus CBS 114.51, 2443 nucleotides. RefSeq lists its product as uncharacterized. Gene Ontology annotation, cellular component: nucleus. Gene Ontology annotation, molecular function: transcription cis-regulatory region binding; DNA-binding transcription factor activity, RNA polymerase II-specific; zinc ion binding. The transcript is spliced from 4 exons. The coding region runs from base 329 to 2443 and encodes 704 amino acids. Gene Ontology annotation, biological process: regulation of DNA-templated transcription. Lineage: Eukaryota; Fungi; Ascomycota; Eurotiomycetes; Eurotiales; Aspergillaceae. The record is from RefSeq and is a predicted model, not a curated record.
GUGCCUGCGUGCUUGCUUUUGCAGCGGCCCACACCACUUGUCCUUGGAGCCUUUAUGAACUCCCUUCUGCCCAUCGUCUAGCACGAUCACAAUUCUGGGUGAGGAGGGGAGCCCCGGUUCUCAUAUGAGCAUGAGCUGUUAGCUCUUACUCUAUGAUAAUGCUUGCCACAAAUCCCUUGGGCCUCGCCAGGGAUGUUGAUCUGCACCUGCUGACUCCCCACAGACAAGCGAACCUCCACUACCGGUCUUGGCACUACGCAAGUCUAAUAAAUAUCAAUGCAGAGUUGCAGGCACCGUCCUGAGCGAACUCUUGCACCUUGCGCGCAUCAUGUCUGCUGCUGCCCGUCCGCAUCAUCCGUCAGGUCCAACGCCGCCCUUGAACCAGUCGUGCGAAAAUUGUCGAGCCCUCAAGGUCCGCUGUCUGCCGGAUCCGAAUAUUGCGCAUCAAUGCCAACGUUGCACACGCACCAGGCGAAUCUGUGUCUUUGCGCACACCCUUCGACGCCAGCCUCGAAAAAAGACCGGAUCACGGGUCGCUCAGCUUGAGAAAGACGUCCGCGACCUACGCGCUUUACUCCACGAGCAGAAUGCUCCGAUUCAAAGAUCGGAUUCAGCCGGCGUUGACACCACGGCUCCUACUCGCGCUGCGGCAACAACAACAACAACAGCAACACCCUUUGCAUCCUCCAUUUCCGACUCCGCCCGCUUACAGACUGCGUCGUCAUCUUGUCCUCCUCGCCCGAUCGUGACAAGCCCGGCUGCCAACCCCCCUUCCCAUGUCAGCACCACUAGCUCGACAUUCAUGAGCUCUUCGCCUGGCUCUGCAGAUGUCGUCGACCGUGGUAUCCUCGCUCUGGAGACGGCACAGAUGUUGCUGUCCGUCUUCAUUUCUGAACUCACUCAAUUCUUUCCGGUGGUUGUCCUUCCAGGAGACACCAGUGCCGACUUCCUGCGCAGGACGAAGCCAAUGCUGUUCCUGUCCAUCAUCGCAGCAGCGUCGCUAACGCUUGAAACACCGCACGCGACCGUCUUACAUGAAGAACUUCUCGCUGGCUUUGCGACACGAUUCUUUCUAAGGCAGGAAAAGUCACUGGAUCUGGUACAAGCCCUCCUCGUAAUGCUUAUCUACUACCUCCCUCCCAAAUCAGCCAUGCAUGGGCAGUAUUAUCAAUACACGCAUAUCGCAACCACUAUGGCACUAGAGCUUGGGAUUGCAGCCGGUGCCGUUGGUCGCAAAACCCAGCGCUGCCAUGCGGGUGAGGGGGAAUUGCCCCCAUCAGUACAUAGUGACCAGGCCCGGGCCGUCCUCGGCUGCUAUCAUUUCGCAUCAAAUGUUAGCAUGCAGACACGUCGACCGAACAUGCUCUGUCACAAUGCUGUUAUCGGCGGUUAUAUCAGGCAUCUUAGUGUCUCGACCAGUGCUUUGGACCAGCAACUGGCAGCAUGGUUCGGGCUGCAGCGGAUCAUGGAUGAGACACUGGCUGCUGCAGGUCAUGACAACACUCUGACCGACACUCCUAUGUUGGAAUCGCAGAUGUUGCCGAUCCUCAAGUGGUUCGACACUCGCAUGAUGCAGUGGAAGAUGUCGAUUCCGAAGGAUAUGUUCACGACUUGGAUGAAUCUUGAAUACCACUACCUUUACCUUGCGAUUCACGAACAAGCCGCGGGCGAGGGCUACCGCGACCCCGACGCAGCAACCCGCAGGUAUUACACACUCCCCCCUCUCGAGGGCGACACAGAGCGACACAGGGCCAAUGUGCCGGUCAGCGCGGCGCGGGUACAGAUAAUCACAAAAUGGGUACUCUCUGCCCAGCAGCUCCUCGACGUCUUCCUGCAAUGCGACAUUCCGACCAUGCGCAAGCUACCAAACAUGACCUACACGCGGAUGAUCUUGGGGGUUUCCUCCCUUCUGCGUAUCUACUACAUGACCCAGCUCGGCCCUCUAAGUGAGGUCAUCACUCCGCAGAUGAUCAACGUCGACGAAUACCUGGAUCGCCUAUCGCAGGCCCUGUCGGAAGCCUGCGAGAACCAGAAAUUCCGCGUCCCGAGCAAAUGGUACCACGUCGUAGCCGUCAAGAACCGCGAGUGGUACGAACAGCUACAACGACGGCUGGCGGGCUAUUCCUCCGAGGAUCCCUCGUAUCUGCGCGGGAUCUUCCCGCCCCCGACCUCCACGGCAGGUGUGCCCGGCGCACAGCCGCCUGGCAUGUUGCCCUCGCUGGUUCCCGGUGGAGGCCCGGCUUACAUGGAGUCAUGGUAUGCGGACGACCCAGCAGGGAGGGCGGAUGGUGUGAGGGAGAUACCGGCGGCGCCGAUGAUGUAUCUCUCCUCGAUGCAGCCGGUGCCGGGGACCGUCGAGGCCGGUGGGCACUUCGCACCUCCUGCGGGCCACGCCGGGUGGCGCUUGGAUGAGCCGCUGCCCGAUCUGUCGUUCCCGUAUUAA